UCACGGACGGCCGGGCGGACCUGGCGGGCCUGGCCCCCAGAGUCGGCACCACAGACGCGGAGCAUGCCCUCAGCCUUCGAGGAGGUGGCCAGGAACGCGCUGCAGGAGCUGGACUGCGGGGAGCUCGUCCCCGUGGGUAGCCUGUGCCAGGCGGCCGGCUUCCAGCCCUACAGCCUGCUGGCGAGGAAGACCUGCGGCUCGUUAUUCUGGAAGACGCGCUAUAAGUGCGUGGACCUGACCCUCAGGGACCUCCUGGAGCCGGACGCCCCAGAGCCAGACACAGUGCAGGACGGCCCCUUCCACUUGCACGAUGCCAUCGACGGGAAGCUGAAGGGCAGCGGGGAGCUGACCUCGCCGGCGGUGCAGGGGCGUCUGUCGCUCCUGCUGGCCAGAGGCUGCGCGCGGCAGCGGCCCCAGGCGAGCACCCCUCGCGCUCGGGCCCACAGACGCCUGCGGCAGCCGGAGCCCAAGAUCCUGCAGCAGCUGCGGCGCCGUGGGGACAACCUGUACGUGGUGACCAAGGUGCUGCGGACGCUGGGCGAGGCGAAGGUCACGCGCACGCUGAAGCAGGAGGGCUCGGGCCAGAUGGCGCUGCUCUCUGCCGUGUGCCUGAAGGGGAAGGGCGAGGGCCACCUGAGCCGCGAGCAGACGGUCACCAUCCCCGAGGGCAGCGUCCUCGCCUUCCAGCCGGCCCUGCUGACCAUCGACUCUAACUGGGAGGUCCUGCUCUUCCCCGACAAGAAGCAGAAGACCUUCGGGCCCCCUAAGCAAGGCUUCCUGCAGCGGGCCGGCCUGGGGCUCUUCCCCGCCUCCGGAGACAGUGUCCAGUCAGAUGCGGCUGCCCAGAGCUACACGCUGGCCGAGGACUGGCAGGGCCUCCAGGCGGAGGUGGCUGAGCAGCAGGGCCUGUGCGUCCUGUCGGGGCAGCUGUGCGAGCAGCUGCUGCACGGCCUGGCCGAGCUGCUGCCGGGCGAGGCGGCCCUGCAGCGCCUGGAGGAGUCGGUGAGCCGCGGGACGGCACGAAGGCCAGCUCCCAGGCGCCGGCCGGCGGGGGCAGGCUGAAGAAGAGCGGCAGCUGCUGCACGGCCUGGCCGGCGUAGACGGUGGCGUCGGGCACGGCCUCCGACUGGAUCCUCAGGCGCAGCCAGACGAGGGUCCCGGA
Messenger RNA from Condylura cristata (star-nosed mole), 1162 nucleotides. RefSeq names its product gasdermin D (gene GSDMD). NCBI's taxonomy places the organism in Eukaryota, Metazoa, Chordata, Mammalia, Eulipotyphla, Talpidae. Gene Ontology annotation, molecular function: phosphatidylinositol-4-phosphate binding; phosphatidylserine binding; phosphatidylinositol-4,5-bisphosphate binding. Gene Ontology annotation, cellular component: NLRP3 inflammasome complex. Gene Ontology annotation, biological process: pyroptotic inflammatory response; defense response to bacterium. The record is from RefSeq and is a predicted model, not a curated record. The coding region runs from base 64 to 1062 and encodes 332 amino acids. The transcript has 8 exons.